Plasmodium gallinaceum is the source of this 981-nucleotide messenger RNA. It is a transcript of the gene NIF2, whose product is annotated as NLI interacting factor-like phosphatase, putative. Gene Ontology annotation, molecular function: phosphoprotein phosphatase activity. NCBI's taxonomy places the organism in Eukaryota, Apicomplexa, Aconoidasida, Haemosporida, Plasmodiidae. The coding region runs from base 1 to 981 and encodes 326 amino acids. The record is from RefSeq and is a predicted model, not a curated record. The transcript has a single exon.
AUGAAAAAAAAAAAGAUAGGAAUAUGUAUUUAUCAAUUAUUUAGCAAAUUAAAAUUCUAUAAACAUAUAUGGAUUAAAAUAAAAGAUGUUGUAAAAUGUAUAUUAAAACCAUUUAUUUUAAAAAAAAAGUUUAAUUUUAGAACAUACAGAAAAAGACGCAUUUGCCCUUCUAUGACAUUAGUUUUAGAUUUAGAUGAAACGUUAAUUUAUUGUACUAAAAAAAAAAUAUAUAAUUAUCAAAAGGAAGUUGAUGUUUUAAUUAAUGGAAAAUAUUUAUCUUUAUAUGUUUGUAAACGGCCUUAUAUAGAUUUAUUCUUUUCAAGUCUAUAUCCAUUAUAUGAAAUAAUAAUAUUCACAACUUCAAUUAAAUCAUAUGCUGAUACGGUAUUAAAUAUAAUUGAUAUUGAUCAUUAUAUAGAUAAAAAAUUUUAUAGAGAAGAUUGUUACGAAAUGAAUCAAAAUUAUUAUAUAAAAAAUUUGGUAAAUAUAAAGAAGGAGAUUUCUAAGAUUAUAUUAAUUGAUGAUUCAAAUGCGUCUGGCUUAAAAUAUCCAGAAAAUUUUUUUCCCAUUAAAAAGUGGCAAGGAGAUUUAAAUGAUACAGAAUUACUAGACAUUAUUCCUUUCUUUUUAAAUUUGAGAAAAGUUAAAGAUAUAAGAUCUAUAUGCUCUUUUAGAUUAAAAUCACAAAAAGAAGUAUCCAAAUUAUUAAGUACAUCUUCUGUUAAUGAAAUUAAUUAUUUGCCUGAUGAUAAUUCAAAACCUUUAUAUAGAGAAUCAUUAGCCUUUCAAGCUAUCAAUUAUUUAAAGAUUUUUAUGCAUAGAUUUAGAUAUGCUAGUUCAAAAGAACAAUGGAAUGAAUUAGGAAAAAAAAUUAACAAUAAAUUAAAAUCUUAUCCAUUUUCACUUUCAAAACUUAAAGGGUCAAGUGAUGACGAACAAAAAAAAAAAUAUAGAAAAAAUGUUCAAAGAAAAUUCCAAUAA